Messenger RNA from Quercus lobata, 3318 nucleotides. Its product is annotated as G-type lectin S-receptor-like serine/threonine-protein kinase At4g03230. Gene Ontology annotation, molecular function: protein serine/threonine kinase activity; ATP binding. Gene Ontology annotation, biological process: recognition of pollen; protein phosphorylation. Gene Ontology annotation, cellular component: plasma membrane. NCBI's taxonomy places the organism in Eukaryota, Viridiplantae, Streptophyta, Magnoliopsida, Fagales, Fagaceae. The record is from RefSeq and is a predicted model, not a curated record. The transcript has 10 exons. The coding region runs from base 116 to 3193 and encodes 1025 amino acids.
GUGUGGACGAUAGCAGCAAAACUUUUUGCAACUGGACUAUAGCAACCAUCCACAGAAUGUGUGCUGCAAAUGAGAAAAGAAAAUUCCAACCACCUGCUUAAUUUCCUCACAAAUCAUGAUAAAAAUUAUCAAUAUAAUGUCUCCAAAUCUUUUGCCAUCUUCCAUCUUCUUCUUGUAUAUAUUUUUGUUUUGUUCCUCUAUUGUAUAUUGCUCCACUAGAGAUAUUUUGAAGCAUGGCGAGUGGAUCAUUGACAACGGUUCAACUCUUGUCUCCGCUGGAGGAAUGUUUGAACUUGGAUUCUUCACCCCUAUGCAAAGCUCAAGCCACAAAAGGUUCGUGGGGAUAUGGUAUCACACAUGGGGUCAAAAAGAAGUAUGGGUUGCUAACCGAGAUGACCCAAUACAUGACGGUUCCACUGGAGUUUUUGGAAUUGCAGAAGAUGGCAAGCUCAAGGUAUGGGAUAACUCUAGUUUGGGAAGAGAAUAUUGGUCUCCAGGUCUUGAGAAAUCCUCGUCCACAAAUCAGAUUGUAAGACUCAUGGAUUCUGGAAACCUGGUCUUAAGCGAGGAUGUUCAGUCAGCAAUGAUUCUGUGGGAGAGCUUCAAAUAUCCAACUGAUACAUUUCUUUCAGGCAUGAAGAUGGAUGAAAAGACAAAUUUGGUCUCAUGGAACGGCUCAAGUGAUCCGAGAACUGGUCAAUUCACAUUUAAGCAAGAUGAAGAUGAAUCUGGAGAGGGUAGCUACGCUAUCAAAGAAAAGGUAGACUAUCACUGGAAAAGUCGAAGCACAGGUAAGUUCUUGAAAUCGGAAAAAAUGCCUUAUUACAUAGCCAACUUCUUAUCAAAUUUCAGCACAAAAAAACAACCUUUGCUCUGUAACGCAAGGCUGGUGAUGCAUUACUCUGGGGAGUUAAGGUAUCUGGUCUGGGAUAUAAAGAAUCAAAAUUGGAACUUGGCAUGGUGGGAGCCAGAAAACCAAUGUAGCAUUUACAAAGCUUGUGGGAAAUUUGGGAGCUGUAAUAUCAACAAUUGGUUAACGUGCAAAUGUUUGCCUGGGUCCAAGCCUACUGAUCCUGAGAAGUGGAAUUAUCCAAAUUUUGCUGAUGGCUGCACCAAAAAUUCGACAUCAUGUGACAUGAGUGGGACAUUCUUGAGCUUACAUAUGAUGAAAGUGCGCGAUCCAGACAUAGAUUCCGAGGUAAAAGAUAAAGAAGAAUGCAAAAAAUUGUGCGUUGUGGAAUGGCGGUGCCAGGCUUAUUCAUAUGAGGAAAAUAAAAACAGCACGCAAAGAGGUGAUAAUUCUACUAGUGCCAACAUAUGUUGGAUUUGGAACGAAGAUCUAAGCGAUCUUCAAGAGGAGUAUGAAAUCGGUCGUAACAUCUCCGUUCGCGUUGCCAAAUCCGAUAUAGGAUCAAGUGCAAGGAACUGUGAGCCUUGUGGCACUAACGUGAUCCCCUAUCCGCUGAGCACAAGCCCAAAUUGUGGUGACCCCAUGUACUUUAGCUUUCACUAUGACACAUCCACAGGCCAGCUUAGCUUCAAGGCACCUAGUAGCCUCCACCGAGUCGAUAGUAUCCAUCCAAGUGAACAAAAAUUUGUCAUUCAAGUCAUGAGCAACGAUGCAGCUUAUCGCAAUCGCAAGGAUAGAAAUUUAGAUCUGGGGCUCAAUCAUUCCUUGCCAUUUAAUGUGAACUAUGUGAACUACUACUGGUUACCUGACCCUGGCAACUUGAGUUCUGAAAUUACAGGUGUAGAGAUUAGUUGGGUGCCACCACCAGAGCCAACGUGUAUUUCAACCGCGGACUGCAAGGAUUGGCCACAUUCAACUUGCAAUGCGGCAAAAGAUGGAAAGAAGAGGUGCCAUUGUGCCCCAAACUUCCGAUGGGAUGUCUCAAAUUUGAAUUGUACUCAAGGUGAUACUCUGUCAAUAGUACGUGGUAAACCUGGGUCACCAGAUGAAGCUUCAAAAAGGAAGAUGGCGUUGUCUUUGAUUGUUGCGGUAUCUCUUAUAAGUGGGAUUGCUUUCUCAUGUACCAUUAUAUUUAUAUAUAUAUUGAGAAGAAAGAUGGCCAAGAGGCAAGAAAACAGAAACAAUGAUAAAAGAAAUAGGGUACUUCGCACAAUGGACAGUGAACGACAUGUUAAGGACUUUAUAGCCUCGGGUGAGUUUAGAGAAGAAGGUGAAACAGACAUAGAUCUGCCAUUUUAUGAUUUGGAAAGCAUACUAGCUGCUACAGAUAGCUUCUCAGAUGCAAACAAGCUUGGACAGGGGGGCUAUGGGCCUGUUUAUAAGGGUACAUUUCCAGGAGGAAAUGAAAUGGCAGUAAAGAGGCUCUCGAGUGCCUCUGGACAAGGCUUAAAGGAAUUUAAAAAUGAGGUGGUGUUGAUUGCAAAACUUCAACAUAGGAAUCUUGUUAGACUUUGGGGAUAUUGCAUAAAAGGAGAUGAAAAGAUUUUGCUCUAUGAGUUCAUGCCAAACAAAAGCUUAGACUUAUUUAUAUUUGAUCCAAAGCGAAGCGUGCUUUUGGAUUGGGAGAUGCGCUUUAACAUUAUCUUGGGAAUAGCUCGAGAGCUUCUUUAUCUUCACCAAGACUCCAGAUUAAGGAUCAUCCAUAGAGACAUGAAAACUAGCAACAUUCUUCUAGAUCAUGAGAUGAACCCCAAAAUAUCUGACUUUGGCUUAGCGAGGAUUGUUGGAGGCAAAGAAAUUGAGGCAAACACAACUAAAGUAAUUGGAACCUAUGGCUAUAUGGCUCCAGAGUAUGCGUUGGAUGGAGUUUUCUCAAUUAAAACCGAUGUCUUUAGUUUUGGUGUAGUUUUGCUUGAGAUUAUUAGUGGAAAAAAGAACACUGGAUUUUAUCGAUCAGAACAAGCCAUGAGCCUUAUAGGUUAUGCAUGGAGAUUGUGGACAGAAAACAAGGUGUUGGAUUUAAUAGACCAAACUCUGCAUGAAUCUUGCAAUGUAGAAAAAUUUAUGAAGUGCGUAAAUGUUGGACUCUUAUGCAUACAAGAAGACCCAAGUGAUCGACCCACCAUGUCAAAUGUUGUUACCAUGCUUGAUAGUGAAACUGCAACAGUUGCAACUCCUAAACAACCAGCUUUUGUUCUAAGGAGAGGCCAAUCUAGCACUUCUUCUUCUAGUAGACCGGAAACAUAUACGGAAUUAACAAUUAGUUUAGAAGAAGCACAAUAAUACAUGAUUGUAGUUGUGAGUGUGUACUCUUUGUAAAAGACUGAAGUCUUAUUAUAGUAAACAAUGAAAUACUCUAAGAUGUACAAGUGACUGCCUUUUUAAUAUACAUAAUAUGUGUGUUGUAU